AUGGGCAGUCAACAAAGUGUGCCGGAAGGCGAAGAUGGCGACGUCAGAAGCAGAUCAGCCUCGCCCUUGGUCCAGGGUGACAACAACAACAACAACAACAACAACAACCACCACUGGGGCAAAUACGAAAAUAACGAGAGCUACGAUGCCAUUCCCGACGUCCCCUACGGCCAGCGGUUCGAUAACGACGAGCAACCACAAUCACCUGUCGCGCCUCCCUCUGGCGAGCGCAAGAAAAAGAAGAAAAAGAAGAAGAGCAAGGACCGACGCUCGUCCUCCCCUUCUGCUGCUGAGCCCGAGCUGAACGGCGAUUCUCACCACCACCGAGACUCGACAAUCGCAGACCCCGAACUCGCCACGAUCGAGGAACAGGAGCCUCAAACAGAGGAGCCCAAGAAGAAGAAAAAGAAAAAGAGAAAGUCCAAGCCUGAACCUGAACCCCAGCUCGAAGAGGAAGAACAACAACAAGCCGAGCCCGACCACGAGUCACCCCACCUCAAGUUCGAACGCCCUGAAGUCGCCGAACCCGAACCACAUGCACAGGGAUCUGCCAAGUUCAAGAAGAAGAGCCGCAAGUCCAAGAAGGUCACUGUCGACAUCUCAGGUGACCUCAUUAGCGAUGGCGAGGACAGUGUCGAGCGAACCACAAAGAUUCACAGAGGCGAGGCUCCCAGUUCCGAGCACCAUGUCAAGAGGCGAAGACUGUCACCCGAACCUGUUGCCGAAGAGGACGACGAGUACGACCAUGGGGAGGCUGAUGCUUCGUUCGUCAAGAGAGAACCCGGAGCCGACGAGCAUGAGCCAAGCAUGGUUGGUGGUCAUGAACACACAUCACCCCUUGUGGCCCGUGAGCGACGAAGGGCUCGCUCUGCUUCGCAACAUCCUGUCGAGGUCGCUUCAAGCGCUUCUCUCGUACCACAAUUUGCUACCCAGCAGUCAUUAAGCUUCUACGAUGAAAGCUUCAACAGCACCCGCAUUCCUGCUUCGGUCAUUCGGCCAAUGGACUUGGGCGACGAGAUCGAUGGCCUUCCCAACACCCAGGGUUUCGCCGAUGGUUUGCCCCCAAGCUCUCAAGGGCAGUUCGAGGGCUUUGCUCACAGCUCCCAGCGACCUCGUACCGACGGCCUCCCAGCUGUCAACAGCAGGAUGUGGGAAGUCAACAUGCGCGAUGGUGUCAUGGACGAUGACGAGCCAGAGUAUGGUCAUGCCAACGAGGCAUACAUGCCUGAUGCGGACGAGAACGAGGCGGAUAAAGCUGACGGGGAGACUGCUUCUUCUGCUGGAGAUCCUGAACCUGACAACCACUCUGAUCACGAAAUGGAUAUCGACCAACCAGUGGCCAACAACGAAGAACCAAGUAUGGAAGUCGAUGCCGCUGCCGAGGUCGAAGACGCCCAAGAGUCUGCCCCUGAGGUAUCGGUCACCCAGACUCCUGCUCCCAAGGCUCGCAAGUCUCGCACCAAGAAAGCACCAGCUCAACCCCACGCCGAGCCUGAACAAGUCGAGCAAACCGAGGCAGCCACUCCUGCGCCGACAUCUACAACCAAGACGCCGCGCUCCAAGGGCUCGAAGCGAAAGGUGAAGGUCCCGUACUUUGAACGUGAGGAGGUUGUCGAAACACGCGAUAACGCCGAGAAGUCUGCUGAGCCUUCCGUCAAGGAAGUUGCUGCCACCCAAAAGGAGCAAAAGCGGGAGAAGAAGCGUAAAGCACCGGCUGAGGACGAACAGGGCACUGCCAACGUCGAGCCAGCGCCUAAGAAGGCCAAGGUCAGCACAAAGAAGAAGCAGCCAGCUAAGAAAGCCGAUUCCGAAGAAGACAACUCUGAGAUGGAGGAAGCUGGCGAUAACUCCAAGACGGCCAAGGCACAGGGUCGCAUGACGAAGACCGAACAUGCUCGCAUAAAGUCGGUUAUCGACUCUUUCAGAGAGGCCAAUGGACUCACCAAGCAUGCGGUCAACGAGAUGAUUCACCAAGAUCCACGAAAGGAGGCGAAGAACCGCGAGCUUUGGGGUCUCAUUGCUGAUGCUUGCCCCGACCGGCCACGAAGAAAGGUGGUUAACUACUGCAGGCAGCAAUUCCACAACUUCCCUGCCCGCGGUUCAUGGACCAAGGAGCAGGACGAGCAGCUGGAGAGCAUGCUCAAGAUCCACGGCCAAAAGUGGACGUUGAUCGGUGGUCUCAUCAAUCGCUUCGCGGACGAUGUUCGUGAUCGGUACAGAAACUAUCUGGCUUGCGGGGGCAAGAACAGAAAAGACUACUGGUCCGAAGACGAGGAGGAAAAAUUCCUCAAGGUGGUUGCCGAGGCCAUUGACAAGAUCAAAGCCAGCCAGGCCAAGGACAAGAAAAGGUCCGACGACGAAUCGCCAGAGAGCCUCAUCAACUGGCAGCAGAUCAGCACGGCCAUGAACCACACCCGGACUCGUCUUCAGUGUCUCCAAAAGUGGAAGACGCUGCGCAAGAACGAGGCUUUGCCCGAUAGCAUCAUGGUCAAACUUCCCGAUGGUGAAUCCUCUCGCCUGGACAAGGCUCGCAAGGACUUGCGCAAGAUCACACCCGAAGACAAGGCCCUUCUGGCGCGUGCCAUCCGCGAUUCUGGUGUCGACCGCGAGAAUAAGAUCAAGUGGAAGGAAAUCCAGAAGGACGUUUUCGACAAGCAGUACGCCAAGACUGCGCUGACAGUCACCUGGGGUCGUCUGAGACAAGCCGUGCCGCAAUGGGAAUCCAGAUCCACCCAAGAGUGCGCCAAAUAUCUCUGCGACAUGUACGAGCGCGACGCCGACUGGAAGGGCGACGAGGGAGUCGGCGGUGGUGACGAUGAUGCGGAAGAUGAUGCCGAUGCCGAUGCCAGAUCUACCGUCAGCAGACCUGCUUCCGUGGUGGUCUCGUCUACGCAGCAGACCAAGAUCUACCGCACGCCCAGAGUCGGCCUGUGGGAAACCCCAAAGGAAACCAAGUCCAAUCCCAGCCAUGUGUUUGCCGAAUCUUCAGACAAUGAGAUGCGUGGCCGGACUUCUCAGCGGGCGAGACAGCGCGCAAAGCGGUUGAAGGAGUCGGAGAAGGCGUCUUCCAAGUCAAAGAAGUCACACCUUUCGGAGGCUAUUGUCCAAGACGAGGAUUCCGAUGAGGAUGAGGUCGAAGAGAGCAUCAAUGGAGACAUCCCCGCCGUCGACGGCAAUGGCAACCAAGACUUUGACAUGGACGACGCUCCCGAUGUUGAUGACGAGGAAGAUGAGCCAGCACCAUCAGCGCCCGUCGUUCGCAGUCGAGCUGCUAGCGUCGACCUCGGUGAAUCCUCCUUCAUCUCAAGCCCGCAACUUCCCACCUCCGCCCAGAAACGUCAAGACUACUCCGACGACGAAGACGACGAGGAUAUCAUCGCCACCACAUCCAAAGCCGCCGCCCUCAAGGCAUCCAAAAAGGCCGCAGUCCGCACCUACGGCAAAUCUUCCAAGUCCACCAAAUCCAAGCGCAAAGAAAAGGAUCUCGACCUAGACGUCCCUCUCGUCCUCGGCGCUGCCGUCCCGAUUCCCUCCCUCCCGCCGCCGACAUCUACUUCUCUCUCCACAGCAAGUCAUAACCAUCCCCAGCUGAGCCCCAAACGUCCCGCCUCCGCCCGCCAUCCAUCUGUCACCAUCAACGAGAACGACGAAUCUGACCACUCCGAUGCCCUACCGCUAGUCAAAGUCAACAUAACAGAAAACGUCGCAUCCUCACGCGCCAGCCAUCUUAAGCGGCGCAAGCCGACUCCUCUCGGGAAUGGAGAAGCAGAUUCUUCGGAGUUAGCAGUUGGAGUCGCAUCGGCAGUACCAAAUCACUUACUCCAUGAGCUUGACUCAGAGCUGGUAGAGCUGGACGGUAACCUAGCCGACGACAGUCUGGUUUCCCUCGACAGACCGGGUGAUGUCGUUGGAGGCGUAGGUAGGGAGAAGAAGGUGGCUAGUAAGGCGAAGGAGGUGCGCAAGAAGCUGGCUGCGGCUUCUGCUUCUGCUUCUGCGGCUGGCUCCUUUGUGGAUGUGGAUGUGAGUCAGGUGGCGGAAAAGGUUGAUAAGGCGCAGGACAAGCUGAAUAGGGAAAAGGACUGGAAGGUGCAGCAAGACAUGGACACUGGUUCGAGAAGUUACAGUGUUAUUAGCAGUGAUAUGGAUGAUAUGGAGGAUAUCCCGGCUGUGUUGCCUGUUUUGGGAGGUACGCAGACGCAAGGUACGCAGCAGGGCUAG
Sordaria macrospora k-hell is the source of this 4218-nucleotide messenger RNA. RefSeq lists its product as uncharacterized. Lineage: Eukaryota; Fungi; Ascomycota; Sordariomycetes; Sordariales; Sordariaceae. The record is from RefSeq and is a predicted model, not a curated record. Gene Ontology annotation, biological process: regulation of DNA-templated transcription. Gene Ontology annotation, cellular component: nucleus. Gene Ontology annotation, molecular function: DNA-binding transcription factor activity; transcription cis-regulatory region binding.